CUCUCAUUGCAAUCUAAAAAACGGGAGAAGUUUACAAAUUGCAGACUUCAAGGUAUUUGAACACUCCCACUGGGUUUCUGUUAUCUGUAGUGUCCCGGUAAGAAUCGUCCUGAUCUCAGGGAGGACUGUAAUGGAAGUGUCUAUUUCUAGAAAGCUCCUGUUUGGAAAGUAUUCCUACAGUUGUCUCAGAGAGCUCUGGAUUCUAUUUUCUCCUUCGCAGAACAACAGAGCUCCCCUGCUCUCCUCUGCCUGGCAGCAGGGUAAAGUGCCCUGCAUACUUAAAUAGCUGUAAUUCAUGAAGUGCCCAAGCCUUUCCCUCAAAAUGUCACAUGCUUGCCAUUGGAUUUAGAGCACUGUAGGUGUUUGGUGUCACUUCUGGCUUAUUCACUUGGGCACUAUAAUCAAAAUGUGGAAUACGGCUGCAUGCUUCAUACUAGUGUUGUCAAAGGAUUAGCUAUGACUGUUGUGCAAGCGUUUGCCUCCAUUUGACAAUUUGGUAUUUCUGCAAAUGCUUUGUGUCCAUUCACAAGGGCGAUGCUUUCAUUUGAAAUGCUGCAGUCGCCAGGGAAAAGGCUCAGUGCUCUUCCCUGAUAGGCCAGCUCUCCCUCUGCCUCCUGUUGCUAUGGUGCCCAGCAGAGUAACUUCCUUGCCCUACACAUGUAGGAGGCUCCGUCUCCAUGGAUACCCCACUCGGAGAUUGUACUCUACUGAGAGAUGAGCUGCACACACUGACUAUAUUUCUGCAAAAGACAUACCCCCAGCCUGUGGCGGAAGGCUGCUUUCAGAGGCAGUGUCUGCCAUGAAAGUCUAUGGAGCUUACUUUCUUAGUAGUGAAGCAGAUUUUAGCUCCUCAAGCAGCACAGGCAGCAUCUCGGCUCCUGAGGUCCACAUGUCCACGACAGGAAACAAGCGAGCCUCUUUCUCACGCAACAGAGGUCCUCAUGGGCGGAGCAAUGGAGCACCAUCCCACAAGUCUGGCAGCAGCCCACCGUCCCCAAGGGAAAAAGACCUUGUGUCUAUGCUGUGCAGAAAUCCACUGAGCCCCAGUAACAUCCAUCCUAGCUACGCCCCUUCUUCUCCAAGUAGCAGCAACUCCGGCUCCUACAAAGGAAGCGAUUGUAGUCCAGUCAUGAGGAGGUCUGGACGAUAUAUGUCUUGUGGAGAAAAUCAUGGCGUCAAACCCCCAAAUCCAGAACAGUAUUUGACACCUCUGCAGCAGAAGGAGGUCACAGUGAGGCAUUUGAGGACCAAGCUGAAGGAGUCUGAGUGCCGACUCCAUGAGAGGGAAUCUGAAAUCAUGGAGCUCAAGUCUCAGCUGGCUCGGAUGAGGGAAGACUGGAUAGAGGAAGAGUGCCACAGAGUGGAGGCUCAGUUGGCGCUCAAAGAAGCCAGAAAAGAGAUUAAGCAGCUCAAACAGGUCAUUGAGACUAUGAGGAGCAGCUUGGCUGAUAAAGAUAAAGGCAUUCAGAAGUACUUUGUGGACAUAAACAUCCAAAACAAGAAACUGGAGUCUCUGCUUCAAAGCAUGGAGAUGGCGCACAAUAGUUCCCUGAGGGAUGAACUGUGUCUAGACUUCUCCUUCGAUUCCCCAGAGAAAAGCUUACCCCUAAGCAGCACAUAUGACAAGAUGGCAGACGGGUUGUCUCUGGAAGAACCGGUAACAGAGGAAGGUGCUGACAGUGAGCUUCUGGUGGGAGACAGCAUGGCCGAGGGCACAGAUCUGUUAGAUGAGAUAGUGACUGCCACCACCACAGAAUCCGGUGACCUGGAGUUUGUUCAUUCCACUCCAGGGCCACAAGCCCUCAAGCCUCUCCCCUUGGUGAGCCAGGAAGAGGGCAUUGUGGUGGUGGAGCAAGCAGUGCAGACCGAUGUGGUGCCGUUCAGCCCUGCCAUCUCAGAGCUCCUUCAGAGUGUGCUAAAGCUGCAGGACUCCUGUCCCACAAGCUCAGCAUCCCCAGAUGAAUCCGGAGCUGACUCAAUGGAAAGCUUCUCAGAAUCCAUCUCUGCCUUAAUGGUUGAUUUAACUCCAAGAAGUCCCAACUCAGCCAUCCUUCUGUCUCCUGUGGAGAUUCCAUUCAGCAAGGCAGCUACGGAAGCCCGUGCAAACCGCCUCAUGAGAGAGCUAGAUUUUGCAGCCUGCACAGAAGAAAGGUUGGACAGCAUCCUCUCGCUGUCUCAGGGAGGUGUCGUGAGGCAGUACUGGAGCAGCAGUUUCUUGGUGGAUCUACUGGCUGUGGCUGCCCCUGUGGUACCCACUGUUCUGUGGGUAUUCAGUACUCAGAGAGGGGGUACAGAUCCUGUCUACAACAUUGGAGCCCUGCUCCGGGGCUGCUGUGUGGUGGCUCUACACUCCCUACGCCGCACAGCUUUCCACAUGAAAACCUAAUUAGUUGUUACCAUGUGCCAAUGUAUCUGUGUGGCGUGGCGCCAGGUAGAGCAACCGCAGGUGGAUCAGUGGAAGUCUCUAUUGUCAUUUUUGCUCCUUGCUAUUUGAUUUGCACUAUAGUCAGUUGCAGCCUGUUCACUGUUUAAACCAGAGGUAUCUUCCAAGGCAUGGAAACCUGGUUCUGGUAGAUGUCCCACCAGAGUGGCGUAGAAAGCAUGCUUGUGCCCCUGCCGUGUUGUCUGAGGUGCCCGUUCUUAUACUAAUGGUUCAGGAAGAGAAAAUGCAGUUUGCACUUUCACCACAGCCUCUCUAAGGCUGGCAUGUUAUCUCCUUGCUUUGCUUUGUGCCGUUUUAAAAUGUGUAAUUGUUCCAGCAUUCCAAUGGUCUUGUGCACAGCAGGGGACUGUAACCAAAAAGAAAAAUGUAUUUGUGUAAUUGGUUCAAAGAAGACUUGAAUAGCUCUUUAUUGUCUUUCUUGGGGUUGAUAAAGUUUGAGUGUUUGGAUUUUUUUUAAAAUGUAGCUCCAAAGUCUUAAAAGGCUCAUUUGCUCUUAAACCUGUCAGUUGAUGAUACUAUGUAAAUUUACAAUGUACUAACUUAUUUUUUGCUUAUUAUAUAUAGUGUUUUUUUUUGGAAAUUAUUUGUACCCACACACUUCAGCAUGAAAAUAAAGAUUAGUGUUUCCAUUUAAA
Messenger RNA from Rattus rattus (black rat), 3078 nucleotides. It is a transcript of the gene Sybu, whose product is annotated as syntabulin. The transcript is spliced from 5 exons. The record is from RefSeq and is a predicted model, not a curated record. NCBI's taxonomy places the organism in Eukaryota, Metazoa, Chordata, Mammalia, Rodentia, Muridae. Gene Ontology annotation, biological process: synapse maturation; axonal transport of mitochondrion. Gene Ontology annotation, cellular component: vesicle; cytoplasmic microtubule. Bases 800 to 2386 code for a protein of 528 amino acids.